Scophthalmus maximus (turbot) is the source of this 813-nucleotide messenger RNA. It is a transcript of the gene snu13b, whose product is annotated as SNU13 homolog, small nuclear ribonucleoprotein b (U4/U6.U5). Bases 205 to 591 code for a protein of 128 amino acids. Gene Ontology annotation, molecular function: RNA binding. Gene Ontology annotation, biological process: mRNA splicing, via spliceosome; ribosome biogenesis; maturation of SSU-rRNA. The record is from RefSeq and is a predicted model, not a curated record. The transcript has 3 exons. Lineage: Eukaryota; Metazoa; Chordata; Actinopteri; Pleuronectiformes; Scophthalmidae. Gene Ontology annotation, cellular component: precatalytic spliceosome; small-subunit processome; box C/D methylation guide snoRNP complex.
CUCACCAUAGAACCACACGUGCUGUAAACGUUUGGAGUGGCUGCAUGCAUCACAUCUCCGACAGUUGUUAGCGCGCUGAAAUAUUACUGUAGAAGGAAAAAAACACAACCCGCGUCUUGUUGCCUUUUCAUAUCCAGGGGAAAGAAGAAUUCCUCCGUGAAGCAUUUCGCCGAGAGGGCCGGAAUAUCAGAAAAACAACUCAUCAUGACUGAAGCACAAGUGAACCCGAAGGCCUACCCGCUGGCCGACGCCACGCUGACCAAAACCAUCCUGGACCUGGUGCAGCAAGCCUCCAACUACAAGCAGCUGCGGAAGGGAGCCAACGAGGCCACCAAAACCCUGAACAGAGGCAUCUCCGAGUUCAUCGUGAUGGCCGCUGAUGCUGAACCACUGGAGAUCAUCCUCCACCUUCCACUGCUCUGUGAGGACAAGAACGUCCCGUAUGUGUUUGUCCGCUCCAAGCAGGCCCUCGGUCGGGCCUGUGGGGUGUCACGCCCCGUCAUUGCUACCUCGCUCACCAUAAAGGAGGGGUCUCAGCUCCAGCCACAGAUUCAGUCUGUCCAGACGGCUAUUGAGAGACUGCUCGUUUGAGUUUUGUCGCACUGUUGUGCCGGCGUCUCCUGAAGAAAGGGGAAGAUGGAUUCCAAUACGAAAAUAAUCUUGUUUUCUGUUUUAUUAAAAACUGUAGUUUAGCAUGAAAAGGAAAUUGAGCUGUAAUUUUGAUUUCUAAGACAUUGCAUUCACUUCAGUGUAUCAUUUUUGUAAUGGCAUCGCUUGGUUCCUAAUAAAAUGUAAUUUUUUUUUUACUUAAAA